This is a messenger RNA of Saccoglossus kowalevskii, 593 nucleotides long. Its product is annotated as transmembrane protein 50A-like. The record is from RefSeq and is a predicted model, not a curated record. NCBI's taxonomy places the organism in Eukaryota, Metazoa, Hemichordata, Enteropneusta, Harrimaniidae.
CUGGGAUCGAUACAAGUCGAGGGAGGUCGCCUCCUUCUUUGUCCCAACUUCACGUUUACUCAAUAAUUUAUUUAUAAACACAAAGCUUUUUAUACAAAAUGUCGGGCUGGUUGGAUAACGUGAGAUGUCCUAGUUGUACGUGUGAGUGUGGAUGUUUGGCUGUUGUCGCCGAGAAGAGGAACAUGAUAUCUUCAGCAGCAGCCGGAACACUCUUUUUCGUCGGUUGGUGGUUGUAUAUUGAUGCAAUGGUGGCCUGUGACUCCGACGAUUAUCAUUUAGCGUUUAUGACAUGCGGCAUCGUGGGAUCAUUAGCGUUUGCUAUGAUAACAGCAGUUUCCAAUGCCCAGAUUCGAGGGGAAGCAUCCACCGAUGGAUUUUUCGGACAAACGGCUGCCCGUAUAUGGUUAUUGGUUGGGUUUUUCUUGGCGUUCGCAUCACUGAUUGGAGCAUGUUACAUUCUCUUUGGACCCUACGUGACUGACAAGAACUAUGAUAAUAUAUGGCCUGGUAUUGCAGUAUUUUUACAAAAUUUUUUCAUACUUUCUGCUUCACUGGUCUUCAAAUUUGGAAGAACAGAGGAAAAUUGGGAUUGA